UCAAUGUGAGCAAGACAAAGGGGCUGAUCGUGGGACUAUAGGAAAAGGAGGGCUGAACAGGCCCCCAUUAUUGUCUAUGCUCAUACCAUCAUGGGAACCAAAUCAUCUCCAGCUUCAUCUCCUCUCGUCCCCCUUGUAACUCUUUUCGCCAGGUCGUUGCUUUGUAAAAUAAGGGUAAAUAACUUUGCAUUGGAAAUAAAUAUGAUAUCUGGUAUUGAACAUGUAUUUUUUAGGUGCGAAAAUAACUGCAACAUUCAGAACCUUUCACCCUCCAAAAUAAACACACAUUAUGAUCAGUUGUAAUGUGAUCAAAAACGUGAGGAAAAGUUGUUCAUGUUCUUGCGAAAGGGUCUCGGGUAAUGAUUAACAAUUGUUCAGCCAACCACAUCUCUGCAUUUGGAACCGCCUACCCAAGAAUGGCACACUCAAUUAGUGGCGCAUGUCCCGUAACCCCGGGUGAGUGGAUGUCUCACUUAAUAAGACCAAUUGAAUGAUCUAAAGUGAUGUAAACUCCCUGCAAACGGGGCACCGGGACAUGCAAAACGAACUUGACCAGUUCCUCCGUUCCUUUCUACAGCCCAAACCAAUGAGAAAAAGUUUUCAUAGGUGGGAGCAAACAACAGUGGGGAUAACAAUCGUGGGGCGACAGUUUACUUUAGCUUCUAAACAAUAUCAACAAUUCAAAAUACGGUUACUGUUGUUCUAUCAACCAACAGUAAGCCGAGGGAUUCUCCCUUAUCUUCCUGGAGAAAGUAAUUUGUGUCGCCCUUGGAGGUAUUCCCAGCUUUCUGAAGCAGUAGGGGAUGGACGAAGUGCGGCCUACCAGCGGACCAGCAGCCUCCGCCCUGGCGUCACUCUUCCCCCCGGGUCUGCAGGCAAUCUACGGGGAAUGCAGGCGCCUCUACCCCGACCAGGCCAACCCCUUACAAGUUACAGCCAUUGUAAAAUACUGGUUGGGAGGUCCUGAUCCAUUGGACUACAUCAGUAUGUACCGUAACAUGGGCUGUGCAGCGCAGGACGUACAGGAACACUGGCACUACAUCAGCUUCGGACUCAGUGACCUGUAUGGAGACAACAGAGUACAUGAGUUUACAGGCCAGGAAGGCCCCAGUGGCUUUGGCUUUGAGCUGACGUUCAGGCUGAAGAGAGAGGUGGGAGAAACAGCCCCUCCUACUUGGCCGGCUGAACUCAUGCAGGGCCUGGCCCGCUAUGUCUUCCAAUCAGAAAACACGUUUUGCAGUGGAGACCACAUAUCGUGGCACAGUCCCCUGGACAACAGUGAGUCUCGUAUCCAACACAUGCUACUCACUGAAGACCCCCGGAUGACUCCGGUCCACACCCCCUUCGGCCUGGUCAACUUCCUGCAGAUUGUGGGUGUGUGUACAGAAGAGUUGCAGGCGGCCCAGCAGUGGAACGGCCAAGGAAUGCUGGAGCUGCUCCGAGGGGUCCAUGUUGCUGGAGGGCCCUGGUUGAUAACUGACAUGAGGAGAGGAGAGACCAUCUUUGACAUCGACCCUCAUUUACAACCGGAGCGUGUGGACCAGGGUAUAGAGACAGAGGGCUCCAACCUGAGCGGCGUGAGCGCCAAGUGUGUGUGGGAUGACCUCAGCCGACCGCCCGAGGAUGAAGAGGACAGCCGCUCAAUCUGUAUAGGAUCUCAGCCACGAAGACUGUCGGAAAAAGAUACAGAGCAGAUCAGAGAAGCCCUGAGAAAAGGAUUGGAGUUCAACACUAAAGCAGCACUACCCCCUAUCAACUCACAGAGACAAGGACAUGACAGGCCUCAGAGUCGUAAGGACAGUCUGGAGAGUGAGAGUUCAGCGGCCAUCGUUCCUCACGAGCUAGUUCGUACCAGACAACUGGAAAGUGUUCAUCUGAAAUUCAACCAGGAGUCAGGAACACUGCUGCCCCUCUGUCUCAGGGGUCGUUUGCUCCAUGGUAGACACUUCACCUAUAAGAGUAUAAAUGGAGACACAGCCAUCACCUUCGUAUCCACCGGAGUAGAGGGGGCCUUUGCUACUGAGGAACACCCGUAUGCCGCACAUGGACCCUGGCUACAGAUAUUGCUGACUGAGGAGUUUGUUGAACAGAUGCUUGGAGAUCUAUCGGAGCUCAACACUCGAGAGGAGACCAAGUUACCGAAGGAAUACAGCUGGCCAGAAAAGAAACUGAAGAUCUCGGUCCUUCCUGACUCUGUGUUUGACAGCCCUCUGCAGUGAGACUUGGACCCACUCCUCUCUACAGAAUACUCUGGACCUGUUCACUCAGACUUUAAAUGGUCAUGUUCAGUAGGUCACAUCGUUGCAAAGCAUUUCCCAACAGAAGUUCAGGUAGUACCUGUAAGUUGUCUUCCAUUUUACUGAACACAACCCUGCUCUGUUCCAUGGGCUCUGGUCUGCCUUCUAGCCCAAAGUGAGAACACCUGACCUCCACCUGAUCUCUUUGUCACAUCUGCUACCAAUUUCUACUGCGUUUUUCUAACCUUGUAGAAACGCCUGGAGAUGUUCCGGAAACCUGUUUCUCCAGAUAGCUGCCUUGCUAGAUGAUACAUAGUUGCUAUGUCUUGUGAAUGGGUACAAUUUCUAGUUAGGAUGUGACAUCCCACUAGACUCAAUGUUUGUAGCACAGGCAAAAAUGCAGGGUCAGUUCAUUUAGUUCAAGGAUUCUGUUUUUUUGGUUUUCUAGGGCCACAUUCCAUUUGAAGUGUUCUCUUAAAAGGCAUAUGUGUUUAUUUGUUGUUUAAGUGCUGGACAUUUGCUUAAUGUGUUAUAAAGUGUAUCUAUGGUCAAGCCAAAGGUGCUACCAGUUUCCCAUGAGGUUUGUAUCGGACAAGAUGUUGUGGAAUUUAGACAACUCUAUUCAGUGUCGACCUCUGUGCAAAUCUGAAAUGGUGCCUUCUUCCCUAUAUAGUUUAUUUUGGCCAGAGCCUUAUGAGGGGUAUAUAGGGCAGGGGUCUUCAAACGGGUCCACAGCAUGCAGGCACUGCAGGGUCUGUUCAUUUAAAAAAAAAAAAACACAUUUAUUACAAUGUUUUUGUGAAUAUCCAUGUACCGGGAAAGUGCCGAUGGCUACUGGUAAGGUUUCUUGACGUGGACGUCAAUUUUUGCAAAAAUGUGUUGGCCUACUAGCUAUUAAGGUAAUUCCGAUGUUAGUGUACACUUCCUCUUCCAAUUAUAAUUGGGGAGGUCAAAUGAAUAUCUCCCAGAUCAAUUUUUUUAUUUUACCUCUCCUUGCCAUUUAUUAUACACAUUAUCAUUUUUUGCUAACAUAUGAUGGGGGUCUCUGGGUCGCUGGAUUGCCUGGGCGGGGGUCCCUGGGAAAAAAGUUUGAAGCCCCUUGGCAUAUGGUGUAAUUUGGGAUACAGACAAUCAAACCACAUGAUCCUCUCAUUCUAUUGUGUCCUGUCAAAUCUGUCCCCCUGUGCCAAGAGCCUGAUUAUUUUACAGAGUAAUAUUUUGUGUAUGAAAUGUUUUACUGUUAAUUUUAUGAAAUAUAUCUGAAGCUCUACAAUGACUGUUAACUACUAUUAGAGGAAAGAUUGUGUUUGUAAGAGUUUAUAGGCCUGUCAGAGAGUGAAAUGUUGGAAAGUGUUUCAGAGAACUCCCCAUGUGUCCACAAAUAAAGUUAGUCUGACAUUUUCACUGAUGAACAUUUACUGCAUUGUGUUUCCUGUCCCUGGUUGCAUCAGAUUUUUGUUUGAUAGAACUGACGUCAGUGCCUCUGUGUUUUUAGGAAGCCACUAGAACUUGUCAGAGCCUAGGUCCACGACACAUUUUAUAUCACCACUUUCUUCACAGAAACAUGUUCUUUCCUUCACUGUCACAAUGUGUGUCAACUGUUGCAUGAAUAUAUUGUUUUGCUAUGGUAGAAACAGAACCAGAGUCAGUCUGCCAUGGCCUUGAAAUGUAUAGGCUCCAUGCAUUGUAUAGACUGUAUCCACUUUCAACCGCUCCUGUAUUUGAAUAUAUAUCAGUUUCAAUCAAGGACCUCUGUCUUUAUACACAUACAGCAUCCCAGAUAUCUGUUAUGCCAUGACUGCAUUCCAUAGCUAGUUAGUCAAGAACAGGAGCUGACUCCUUUUUUUUCUAUACCUGUUCACAUGUAUUCUACCGUGUCUUUUUUUAUUCCGAUUGGGAUUUAUUUUUGUGUGUGGUCUUUAUAAUACUGUUUAUUGUUAUUUUAUGAUGAAUGAAGGAAUCACUAAACUGCCUGUUUCUGUAAUCACACGUGCAUUAAACAGAAAUCGACAUUCA
This is a messenger RNA of Oncorhynchus tshawytscha (Chinook salmon), 4253 nucleotides long. RefSeq names its product suppressor of fused homolog. Gene Ontology annotation, molecular function: transcription factor binding. NCBI's taxonomy places the organism in Eukaryota, Metazoa, Chordata, Actinopteri, Salmoniformes, Salmonidae. The record is from RefSeq and is a predicted model, not a curated record. The transcript is spliced from 12 exons. Gene Ontology annotation, cellular component: nucleus; cytoplasm. Bases 804 to 2219 code for a protein of 471 amino acids.